Symbiodinium necroappetens is the source of this 1527-nucleotide messenger RNA. NCBI's taxonomy places the organism in Eukaryota, Dinophyceae, Suessiales, Symbiodiniaceae. The record is from the annotation of a GenBank genome assembly.
AUGCCAAUAUCAGAAAUAAAGUGCUGCAAUUCUGCCAUACAUCGAGUCGGGAACACCAGGCAGUGGAAGCAGGCACUGAACUUGCUCGCGCGCCUCCCAGAACUAGAGCUGGAGCGAAGUAUAGUAUCCUUCAAUGCUGCCAUUAGCGCAACAGGCAAAGCCGGACCGUGGGAGCUUGGAUCGAACUUGCUUAAUGAAUUGCAUUCGCUGUUUCUGAGGCCCGCUAUUGUCACUUACAGCUCCAGAAUUAAAGGACUUAGGAAGUGGACUGAAGCCUUGCACCUGCUGGCAACUGCCAAGCGCAAGCACUUGGUAGCAGAUAUGAUUAUGUACAGUCUAGGAGUGAGUGCUUGCGAGGGCUCGGCAGGCUCGGCAGGCUCGGCAGCUUGGCAAGCGGCCUUACAGCUUUUCUUGGAGGUGCGCAUGCUUGGCUUACAGGAAGACACAAUGCUUGCUGGCUCAAUGAUCAGUGCUUGUGAGAAAGGGCGGCAGUGGCAGUGGUCUUUGCACCUCCUGAACAACUUCAGAUCUGCACGGCUGAGGCUAAGUGUUGUGAUGUUCAAUGCAGCGAUCAGUGCCUGUGAGAAAUGCGGGCAUUGGGAGCUGGCGUUGGCAUUGCUGCAAGAGGACAUGCGAGUGUUGCAUAUCGUGCCUGAUGUGAUAACCUUCAACGCUUCCAUCAGUGCUUGCGAGAAGGCCACGCGCUGGCCGAACGCUUUGUGGGUCUUGGAACUGGCGGAAAAUCAAGCGCUUCAGCCGGACUUGAUCACUUUCAGUGCUGCUAUGAGCGCGUGUGCCAAAGCAAGUCGAUGGCAGCAAGCAGUUUCGCUUCUGCACAAGCUCCUCUCAAUCCAUCUAGAAACAGACAUCAUUAUGUACAAUGCCGUGCUCAGUGCACUUGAGCACGAAGGUCGCUGGCAGCAAUCCCUGCACCUACUGGCACAGCUUCAGGAUCAAGACAUAUUUGCAACCCGUGUUACUUACAACGCGUUGAUCAGUGUAUGUGAGAAAGCUUGUCAAUGGCAGCAUGCAGUGCGGACGACAACGGUGGCGAAGACAAAAACUCGAACAGAUGUGAUUACGUACAAUGCAAGCAUCAGUGCUUGUCAAAGGGUCGAGCGGUGGAUGUCUACACUAAAUUUUCUGGAGCAAGUGGGACACGGACGGCUUCACAGCGAUGUGGUCACAUACAGUUCCUGUGUCAGUGCAUGUGGCGCGGCAGCCUUGUGGAAAGGUGCUAUGUUCCUUUGCGCUAAGGCUCAGCAGCAGCAGUUGCAUGACUCGGUCCUUUACAGCACUGCCGUGAACGCUUGCAGCGCAGAUGGGCGGUCAUGGGCGCUCAUCUUGGCUUUGCUGUUCACUGCUAAGGCAGACAAAACUGUCGAUAUGGAUGCCAUCGGCAUGGCCUUGACUGCAUGCCUCAAAGCAGGAAGGGAAUUUCACGCGCGACGUGCCAUUUCAUGUCUUUUGGGGCAAGCGGACAGGGACUGCCACCUUGCACUUCGGGAAACUGUCCGGUUUCAGUAG